Daktulosphaira vitifoliae (grape phylloxera) is the source of this 1866-nucleotide messenger RNA. It is a transcript of the gene sigmar, whose product is annotated as tumor necrosis factor alpha-induced protein 8. Bases 377 to 937 code for a protein of 186 amino acids. The transcript has 3 exons. Gene Ontology annotation, cellular component: cytoplasm. Lineage: Eukaryota; Metazoa; Arthropoda; Insecta; Hemiptera; Phylloxeridae. Gene Ontology annotation, biological process: regulation of apoptotic process. The record is from RefSeq and is a predicted model, not a curated record.
AAGGUAGCAGCUGUAUUCGCAUAUUUUCUAUAGCACAACGCUCACUUUAUUAUUAUAACUGCCGUUCGAAUAUCAAAAGAGGCAGCUGUUUCCUUCCACCGCGUGUGCGAACGGUUUUAGUCCAGUUCCUGUAUACCAACACCAUGGAAGGAUGUGAAUACGUUUAAUAACAAAUAAUUUUUGUUUCAUUGAAUUAUUUUAAGAAAUUGAAAUAUUUUUUAAGCCAAAAUUAUAAUUAACUUAUAUUGUAUUAAGCUAACUUUCAUGUAAUUUUUCUUAUAAAAUGAAAAUAUUUGUACUUUAAUAAUUAAAUACAACGAAUAAACGUUAAAAGAAUAAUACAUUUUUACAUCAAGUGCAAAAUAUACUUUUUGGUAUGACGGAAGUGUUUAAGUCAAAAGAAAUUGUGUUACAAGUUCAAAAAAAAUUCUUAAGUAAAGUAACAAAUAAAAAUGUGGUUAAACUUUUUAUCGAUGAUCGAAAUGCUAAUAUUUUGGAUAACUUAUACAGGCUAACAAAGUUAUAUACUGGAAAUAAAAAGGAUUCUGAAAAACUUACAAAAAAUAUUAUAAAAAUAAUAGUGAAAUUAGGUAUAUUAUAUAGAAAUGAUCAAUUCAACAAAAGCGAAUUAGUAUUGGCUCACGAUUUUAAAUACAAAUUUAAAGAGCUCACUAUGAUCUCUGUGAGUUUCUAUGAAAUAGAUUUUAGUUACGAUAGAAAUUACUUGAUCAAUAACUUAUUUACUUGUCGUGAAAUGCUAAAGCAACUAACUAAAAGACACCUUACGGAUAAAACAAUGACAAGGAUAGAUAAAAUAUUUGAUUUUUUCACUGAUCCAUUCUUUCUAGAUUUAGUUUUUAAACGAGAUAACAAAUUGACACCAACUGUAAAAUUAUUGAUAGAUGGAUUAAAAGAAUCUUUGGAUAAAGAGUUUUGAUAGCUAUACCAAUUUUCAACAAAUUAUUAUAAAAAAAAGGCCUACGUGUUUAAUUACUCGUGAAAUUAACACACGCAAUGUUCAUUCAGUAAAUUAUAUUGUAUUUUCAAAUUUAAUUUAUUCAAACUUAAGAUGUUCAAUAUUUAUUAUUUUAUUUUUAUUAUUCACAUUUAAGCAUAGAAGAAGUGUAAAAUAUAAAUAGUAAGUUAAUUUCGAGGCAAUUUAUUUAAAAAAAAAUUAGUUUUCUUAAAAAAAAAAUACUAAAUUUAACAUAUGUAUUUUCUGGUAUGAUUUGGAUAUAAUAAAUUGUAUACAUAUUUUUUAUUAUUGUCAUAAUAUUAGUAAUUUAAUUAUGUAGGAUGUACCACCGUGUCCUGACACCCUUAAAAACUUUUAAUCCAGUGAAUAUUUUGUGUUCCUUUUUUUUUUAAUAAUUUUUACAGUUUAGAUUGCGUAAAAAACAUUAUUUUAACGUAGUCAAAAACUGUAAACAAAAUAGUAAAUUAUUGUAAAAUGUUGUAAAAUAUCAUUAAAUCGAAAGUUAUUAAGUAUGUCAGAACAUGGUGGGACACUAUACAGUAUACUUUCAAAUUAUCGAUUAAAAUUUUACCAAUAUAAUUUUUUUAUAAAUUUUACAAAUUGCUUUGUGUUAUAAAAUAUGAAGACAGCACAUAUUUGUGAGGACUAUUUGUACAGUGGCAAGAGAUAAUUCCAUUCGAUAUAGUGAUAGACAUCCGUCCUAUCCAAAAAUAUUACUAAGGAUAUAUUUUUAUUCACAAAGAAUCUAAUUAUAUUCUAUUUAGCUUAGCGAAUAAUACAAAUCUAUAAAAUUAAAUUUUAUUAUUAUUGCUACACCUUAUAUAAAUAAUUUAUUAAUAUUCUAUAUUUUGUUUAUUAUUUAAUAAAUUUGAGAUUAUAAUCACAAAGAA